CAUUUCCACGCUACAUUGCGCUUAUCAUUGCUUUAGGAUAACAAUACAGAUAUUCAUGUUUAUUUUGUUUUGUUUCGCGAAUCUAAUGGCUUGUGUUAUACUGUAUACAGUCGAAACGACUUACGCGUUACGGCAGUCUUCAGUGCUGAUUUAGACGCCGACUGUGUAACACAUGCUGGAAUAUUUUAAAUUUAGAAUUAACUGACGUGUGCGCAGCUAUAGCUACAUAGAUUUAGAUUUACUCUAUGGAAUGUUGUUGUGAAUUUGUUAUAUUGAUUUAAAGACAUUUGUGAAGUGAAUUUUGUAAUGUCCGAAAUGAGUGCAGUGGUGCAAACAGCGCAGACAUCUAUUGAAGACGCUGGUGCUGUAUCAGCUCGGUGGUCAGCGCUUCGAGCAGCUGCUAUUCGCCGCGGCGGCGCCCGGCGUCUCCGACGAGAGAUCGCGGCCCUGCGAGCGACCCUGGACGAUGUCUGCGAGCCCGGUGACUGCGCACCCCAACCGCACACUAGGGCCCAGCUACACAGGAGAAUUGAGGAGCUGAAGGAGCGCCUUUCCCGUCUGCUGGAAUGCAAGGUGUCGAUGCUGAAGCUAACGGUGUCUGUACGUCGGGCUCUCGGAGACACGGAAACUGAUGAGACCGGCCUCACUACAGACCUGACUGCCUUGCUGGCAGCCUGGGAUGACGCCCAUCAACGCACGUCAAACGAACUGCUGUCGCUAGAGAAAGCCGUAAGCGCGUGGGCUGAAUGGGAGAAUGCAUUGCGAGAGCUCCAGGGAGCGUUACGCGGAGAUCUGGCAACACUGCAGUCGUUGCGAGACAAGGGCGCCAAGGAGGAAGAUCAGGGAGAGGUGGCUGCUCAGAUACGGCAACUGGCGGCAACACUCGUCGACAAGAAGAAGGUUUCCUCUACGUGCGACUCGCUGUCGGAUUCUGGCAUCUCAGACGGAGACAGCGAAGCGGCCGGCGGUCGCGCGCGGCGUCUCGGCGCACUUCGGGAACUGGCCAAGAGACUGCAGGCAGCACUAGCGCCCAACUCCCCCGCUCAUAGAGCUAUCGCUAAGCGCAUGGAACAGACUGAAAAUGAGGUGAAAAUUCUACAAGAAUCAUGUCGCGCUCUUGUUGAGCAAAGUAUUCCUGAUUUUAAAAUUGACGACGACUCGGAGCAAAUAGUUGUUCCGCAAAACAAAACUGGUUCGGGAGACCCUGACUACAACCCAAGAAGUGGAUGGGUUUGGCGAGUACUGCGGUCAUCUAUCCCCAUACAACUUUGCCUCGUCGCUUUACUAUUGGCUGCGUGGCUCGUAGAAAGACCAAGGUGUUGCGACGCUCUCAACUCUCUAGCCCAGACUUUGACGCCGCAACUGCGUUAUGUCCGCGGCCCGCCACCAGUGUGAAGACGCCUUUAUGAGCUAUGGUCUUAAUGACGUUUUGACGUAAUAAUAGUCUGUGAAAUGUUCUAAAUUUGUCAAUUAUAGACUUAGAGAGUGACAUUUAUAAUGAUAAAUGAGUUUUUUAAAACUAUUGCGACUAGAAUAGCACAAUUUCGGAGAAUUUACUCGAAUAUAUUGCUUAGAUUUUUUAUUCGUAGACAAUAAAGGUUUGAAAGAGAAGCGUAGACUAACUUCUUGCUUGUUGGGACGCUAAAGAAGAAAUCGCUUUUAAUAAAAGCAUGUUUGGUCUGUCGAAAAGGAAUUGAUUGAGAAUGAAACAAUUGAAAACUACUACGUAAGUGGUCAAAUGGUUGUGAUUUACAUCAUCCAACUAGAGUUGUGGUUAUAUGACUGAGUGACGGGGUUGGGUAAUAUAUUUGUUCAACUGCUGACAACCCCACGCAAGCACGGUUGAUUACGAGAGUGAAUGUCAAAUAACUAACAUUUCAUUGAGUAUUUUUUAUUUAUGUUGGAGUGUGAACGGAUUUUUAGGUAGACAAGUAACAUUAAUAAUUAAUUUUCAUUUUAAGAACUAAGAGAAGUGUUGCCCGCAACAAAAAAAAAAGUUCAAUAAACGGAAUAUCGUGUCAUCUGUAUCAGAUGAAGUUCAAACUAGUUAUUAACUAACGUAGCGAGAUAUAACAUUGUAUUCAAUCUACUUUAGUACAAUUAAUUAGGUUUUUAAACUAUGUGUAGAAUGCGCCUAUAGGUUGUUUUUUUUUAAGAAUAUAUCUUAUAUUACAGAGUGCUAAUUAAGUAUAUAUUCGAACAUGGCGCCAGUGAUCUAAAGUGAAUAGAUCGUUUUUUUUCGAUUUAUUAUAAUCAGCAAAUCCAAAAUAAAAUCAGUUAUAAUUUUAUUAUUAUAACUUAUAAUGUUUCCAAUUUACCACCAUUUCAGUAAAGUUGAUGAUAGAAAUUAAGUGUCAAGAUUUCAUUGCUACUUUCUUAAGGUGGGUAUCCACUAUGUUCGCGCACAAACUGUGCUCCGCGCUAAUGGACACGGUACACGCAUCUCCAAAAGAAACUAGUCUCGUUGUGAACAAAUAUUGUUUUUUUGUUAGAACCCAAAUCUGACGAAUUAUAAAAACUGCAUACGAAUAUCUUCAUCUGAUUUUGAAUAUAUGUUUAAUUUGGUUCAAUUAGUAAAACAAAUAUAAGCCAACAAUUUUUCAUUUUAUAUUGCAAACGUGGGUCUCUUUCGAUUAUCACCCGUACCUCCUGUUAAUUUAAAUUUUUAAAUUCUCAUUCUUCGGAUCCUUUUUUGACCACCUAUCCAUUUAUCCGAUUUUGACACACGACGAAUGCACCUUCACGAUCACACUGAAUUCUCUUUUGUUUUACUCAAAAACUAUCGAUUGGAAAGCCGAAAGCGGAGAGUGCUCAACAGAGCGUGCGCUCGCGAACAAAUCCAUUGUUUGGGAGUAGUUUCAAGAUCGCGGAGCGCGAUAGAUGCGCAAGAAGAGUGGAUAGCCAGCUUAAUAUCGCAAAAUAUAAGUACACACGUACUUCCGAAAACGGAUAUAGAAAAACUGGAUAUUUUUAUCAUUAAUUUAAUGGAUUUUUUAUCAUUAAUUUAAUAAUUGCAUUAGAUUCUAUAAAACUACACAGUAACUAAUGUUUACUACAAUAAUCAUAUAGAUCGUGAAUACAGUUCAAAUAAAAAUAAUAAUGUUAUUCGUUUGGAUUUAAUAAUUCAAUAAAAAGUGAUAACUACAUAUUAAAAUAAUCGUAAUUUUUUAUACUUGGUACCUCAAUCACUGGCAAGAUAAUUAUUAUGGCAUUAUUGUGUUAUUUUUUAAUUGUUUUAUUUGUAUACCUUUUAUAGAUGGACAUGGUUUAUUUUAGUAUGUUCUAUUUAAUAAAUUAUGCUAUUGAAAAAGGCAUAAAAGGCAUUUAUUUUCUCAAAAUUGAUUCCUUUAGAAUUCUUUUUGAUGUCAUUUCUUAUACUCCUACCGCUUCGGAAACAAAUGGCGCUCUGAGAGAGAAGAAGCGGCGCAAGAAGAAGAAAUGGCGUAGUAUCUGAAUAAUAUGAUACAUAAUGUCUAAUUACCUUUAUAUUAUAUACCUCAACAUACAUGUUUGUCUCGGCUAUCAGCUGAUAUGUUUCAAAAUAUUUUAAAGUUAAAUACUGAUUAUAAGUAGGUAUAUAUAUAUAUUUAAAUACAGACUUUCGCGACUAAAAUGUAUCAUUUAGGUCCGAUUAUUUUGAGUACCUACUGAGUUACAUAAUAGUUUAUUCCCUCAUAGAUCAGUCCUUUUUAUAUUACUUUUCCAGUUUAAUCCAUUAAAAAUUUAUUUAAAGGAUUAAAAUGCGUAUAAUUGUAUGUCAGUACCUCUGAAAACGUUCUCUGCAAAUGUGGCAACGUCAGGUUAAAUAAAAUAAUAAAAAAAAUAUAAUUUCAAAAUUAAAAAAAAUACAGUUACAAUUUAAGUUUGUUAGGUUUUAAUCCGUAAAAAAGUAUUUAUUUUAAUACAUAUAUACCACAAAUUUUGAAUAAAGGUCGAGUUAUGUAGAAAACUUAGGUGACCAUAAAUUUGCUGUCAGUUUUACAUAUUCGAAAAUAAAAAUUAUUAAUUCAAUUAUUUAAUUACAUAUUGUAAUAACGUUUCAAAAAUAUCGCCUAAAAUUAUUGACAAUGCAUAAACAAUAAACAUGUUUCUAGGUAUGAAUAAAAUUGUGAAUUAAACGAGCUUUUGUCAAUGAUUUUCUAUUUUCGUGAAUUUUUUUUCAUUAAUGUGUCCAUGCCUACUGGAUAACUGACAAAACAAAUUUUUUGGUAACUUUAUAAAUGUACUAUUAUUUUUCUUGACGGUAUAAAUAAUUACAGCUUAAAAUAUAUAUUGUCUCAGUAUAGAAUUAUUUAAAAUUACUAUAUUUUAUCUGUACAGUAUUUAUUCAUAUUAUUUUGUGACUACCGACAUUAUCCGCGGCAUGAACACCAAAAAUAGCCUUAAUUAUGUCCUGAACUCUUGUUCAUAUUCAGUAGUAUUCGAGUUAUGCCCGGACAAGCAGACACACAGACAAAAAUUCUAUAAUCUAAUAAUAUAAUAUAUUUUCAAUUACAGUUGUUAUGAUUUUAUUAAAUAUGACAUUUAUAUUGCUAUUUUAUAUUAAUAUAUAUAUAUAUAUAUAUAUAUAUAUAUAUAUAUAUAUAUAUAUUUUAUGGAAAUAAUAAUUGUAAGGCGCAUUCUUAAUUCUUGUUGUGAAAUAUAAAUUAAAUUUAACGUAAAGUUAAGUAGUUUCCUGUGGUGAGUAAGAUUGAAAAUUAAAUUGUUUUUUUUUAAAUAUUGAAAUUAAAAUGUAUACCGCCGAUGAUAGAAAUAUAUCACCAUUCACCACAGGAAAGAUAUGUUGGUAACUGUUCUACUAACGCAUAACAGUAAAAUAAAAAAUUCGUUAAGGUGCGUACAAAUUACGCGCGGCAAAGGUGCGAUCACAUGUUCGAGUGUCAUUUAUUUUAUAUUUUUAAAUAUAAUAUAAUUAUAAAAAUAAAAUGGGUUUGCAUAAUAUUACAUGACUGGUACAAGUAAAGUAAACAUUUUGUAAAAAAGAGUAUUACAACCACUGACCUGUAUAAAUAUUAAAUACCACUGGACAGGCUGUUCCAUACGUUUAUGCUAUUUGAAGCGCACCCGCGAGCGUCCAGAGAACUAAUUUUGACGUAUAAUACAAAUAUAAUACAAACGAAGAAACCUACAAUACUCUGAAGUAUUUUCCUUUUGAAUUAAUUUCGUUCGUUUUCCUUGUUAUUUAUACUUCAAGAAUCAACGUAUUGAAGUACACAAUUUUUUUUUGUAAAUAGUUUUCCACAUCUAUCGAGGUUUGCUAAGGUUGGCAUCACUAAUUUUAGUACCGCAGACUCUCGCUACAUGGCCAACAGCGCCAAAAUGGCGAGUAUCAAACAGGCACAAAAGUACUCUGACAGUCCAGUGGUUAACAUGCUCUAUUAGUGUUGUAAAUUAUAGAGUACGCCUACAUGAUAAAGAGUACAAUACUCUAUCUUCGAGUACGGUUAGCAAGCCUAAUAAAAACAGUCAAUUUCAUUAUUAUUUGUCCUGUUUUACAUAUUCAACCCUGAGGCCCGUCUACAUAUCACGCGGCCGCCGCGCGUUUAUGUUCGAUGGUUUGCCGCGCUUAAUUUGUACGCACCUUUAUAUAAACACUUGACGCAAAUUAUGUAGUAAAAAACUAUAUUGUUUUUUAUUGGCUUAAAUAAUAAUAAUAAACGAAUUCCUAUACAAACUUAGGUACCAGAAUACUGUUGGAAUGCGUUAGUAGAUAUUAUUUAGUUCUUAUGGCGGUUGAUGCCUUAGUAGUGUGUCAUAUUUCUUAAGGCUUUUUUAUUUUAGUUUUAAGCUUAUAAGGGUAUGAUCAUGCUAUGAAUGCGCAUUUAUUUUUUAUCAAAGGAAUGGAGAUAUAUGUUUGGUAAACAUCAUGUUGGUUUUUUUGGAAUGGUAAAUAAAAUUUGAUAUUUUA
Leptidea sinapis is the source of this 5908-nucleotide messenger RNA. RefSeq names its product klarsicht protein-like. Lineage: Eukaryota; Metazoa; Arthropoda; Insecta; Lepidoptera; Pieridae. The transcript has 7 exons. The record is from RefSeq and is a predicted model, not a curated record. The coding region runs from base 307 to 1395 and encodes 362 amino acids. Gene Ontology annotation, cellular component: membrane.